CUUCAGGGCAUUGAGUGAUUUUCGCGAAACAUUUGUUUACCAGUUGAAUAUUUAGCAAUUUGGACUGCCCAGCGCAUUGGCCACCAAGAUGAGUGCCAGCAACAAAAGCGGCUACAAGACGCCGCGGAAGCAGAACCUCAAGUCCAUCGAAAACCUCACCAAUUCCGAGGAGUCCGACGAUCUGGAUACAGCAAUGGUGGAAGAUGCGGACGAGCCGCAGUCCAAGGCCACCAGACGCCGCUCCACCCGUCGUCCCAGUCCGACCAAGAAAUACCAGGCAUACAAGGAGGAAACCCAUGGAAAAACGCAAGAGGAGCGCAUUGUAGUGAACUAUGUGGAGAUGUCGGAUGAGCAACAGGAGGAUCAGGAAGAAGGCGAAGAAAAUGCUGAAGAAUCGGAGAACGCUGCCCGCCCCACUUCCAAGGACCUCAAUCUCAUCCAGUCCGAGUAUAAUGUGGCCGGCACCAGCAUGUUUGGGUUCAAUACACCUAAGAAGCGCGAUGCCAUGGCUCUGGCCGCCCUGAAUGCCACGCCCCGCACGCCUAAGACCCCGAAAACUCCACGAUUGGGGGUCAAGACUCCGGACACCAAGCACAAGAAGUCCACGGAUCAGCCAAAGACACCAGCCCAUGUGCGCAGCCGUGUCAAGAAUCACAUUGCCAGGAUAGUGGCCGACUCGGAUGAGGAUUUCUCCGCGGAGGAAAGCGACUUCCGACCCAGCGAUGAGGACUCCUCCUCCAGCAGCAGUAGCAGCGAUGGAGGCAACUCGUCGGAAAACGAUGCCGCCGACGAUGAGCCCAAGACGCCCAAGGCGCGGAGGGUCAUUGUGGUGCCCGUUCUGCCCAAGACACCAUCGGCAGCUCGUCUCCGUCAGUCGGCAAGAGCCAAGAAAUCGAAUGAGUUUGUGCCCGAAAGCGAUGGCUACUUCCACUCGCAUGCCAGCAGCAAGAUCCUCACCUCGGAUCACACUUUGGAUCGCUUGAAGAAUCCCCGCCUGGCCGCCGAUCGUGUGUUCAGUUUGCUGUCCGAAAUUAAGCUGUCCUCGGAGCACGAGGGAUCCAUCAAUGCCAUAAUGGAGGAGUACCGUUCAUACUUUCCCAAGUGGAUGUGCAUCCUCAACGAGGGCUUCAACAUACUGCUGUACGGCCUGGGCUCCAAGCGGCAGUUGCUGCAGUCAUUCCACCAGGAGGUGCUGGAGAAGCAAACUGUGCUGGUGGUGAAUGGCUUUUUUCCCAGCCUGACACUGAAGGACGUGCUGGACAGCAUCACAAGCGAGAUUUUGGAUGCGGGCGUCAGUCCUGCCAAUCCGCACGAGGCAGUGGACAUGAUCGAGGAGGAGUUUGCCCUCAUACCGGAGACACAUUUGUUCCUCAUAGUUCACAACUUGGAUGGAGCCAUGUUGCGCAAUGUGAAGGCUCAGGCAAUUCUGUCGCGUCUGGCGCGAGUGCCUAACAUUCACCUGCUGGCCUCCAUUGAUCACAUUAACACCCCACUGCUUUGGGACCAAGGAAAGCUGAGCAGCUUCAACUUCUCGUGGUGGGACUGCACAACCAUGCUGCCGUAUACGAAUGAAACCGCGUUCGAGAACUCCCUGCUGGUGCAGAACUCCGGCGAACUGGCCCUCUCCUCGAUGCGCAGUGUGUUCUCCUCGCUGACCACCAACUCGCGCGGCAUCUACAUGCUGAUUGUGAAGUACCAAUUGAAGAACAAGGGCAAUGCCACGUACCAGGGCAUGCCGUUCCGGGAUCUCUACUCGAGCUGCCGCGAAGCGUUCUUGGUCAGCUCCGAUCUGGCGCUACGUGCCCAGCUCACCGAGUUCCUCGACCACAAGCUGGUCAAGUCGAAGCGCAGCGUUGAUGGCUCCGAGCAGCUUACCAUUCCCAUCGACGGCGGACUGCUGCAGCAGUUCCUCGAGGAGCAGGAGAAGAAAUAGGCCAGCCACGUAAUUUUAGAACAUAUUAAUUUAUUAUCUAAUAUUGUUAAAUACAAUUACAAUUUCGCUUUUAAAAA
This is a messenger RNA of Drosophila biarmipes, 2010 nucleotides long. It is a transcript of the gene Orc2, whose product is annotated as origin recognition complex subunit 2. Lineage: Eukaryota; Metazoa; Arthropoda; Insecta; Diptera; Drosophilidae. The coding region runs from base 89 to 1933 and encodes 614 amino acids. The transcript is spliced from 3 exons. Gene Ontology annotation, cellular component: nuclear origin of replication recognition complex; nucleus. Gene Ontology annotation, molecular function: DNA replication origin binding. The record is from RefSeq and is a predicted model, not a curated record. Gene Ontology annotation, biological process: DNA replication.